Messenger RNA from Komagataella phaffii GS115, 2574 nucleotides. Its product is annotated as Mucin family member. Gene Ontology annotation, molecular function: osmosensor activity. Lineage: Eukaryota; Fungi; Ascomycota; Pichiomycetes; Pichiales; Pichiaceae. The coding region runs from base 1 to 2574 and encodes 857 amino acids. Gene Ontology annotation, cellular component: plasma membrane; site of polarized growth; cell surface. The transcript has a single exon. Gene Ontology annotation, biological process: fungal-type cell wall organization; osmosensory signaling pathway via Sho1 osmosensor; hyperosmotic response. The record is from RefSeq and is a predicted model, not a curated record.
AUGAUUAAUUUAAACUCCUUUCUUAUACUUACAGUAACACUGUUAUCUCCAGCUUUGGCACUUCCAAAGAAUGUUCUUGAAGAACAACAAGCAAAAGACGACCUUGCUAAAAGAGCAGUGUAUACAAACAUAACAUCAGGAACGCUUGACAUUCCCAUCAGUUUUGACGUCUCUACUAUUGAUGUCCCCAGUAUCAGUAUCCCUUCAUUUUUAACAUCAAGUUUUUUGUUUGAUGAUCCAGCCGUGACUACCUCACAAGAAAGUACUAACGCUAAUGUGGAAACAGUUUCUACAAAUUCUGAUGAUACGACCCAGGUUGCCGAUGCAACAGAUUCACUACUCACUACAGAAGUUGCCGUCACUCUGAGCAGUUCUGAAGAUGAAUCACCUGCAUCGACGCCGACCCAAGUGGCACCAACAGGUGGUAGUGAAACUAGUACAACAACUUCACCGGCACCUGUUUUCACUUUCACCUUUGAGCCUCCCACUUAUACAACUUCGUAUGGAGAUGAAUCGUCUCUCUCAAGCUCGACUCAAACUGAGGAUACUAGCACAACGUCGAGCUCGGUACCUAUAUUUACCUGGCCUUUUGAGCCUCCCUCCAAUUCUGACUCUGAAACUGGCGAUGCGACCAGUAGUUCUACACCUUCACCGGCAGAAUCGUCAGGGGAGUCAACUGGUUUCAUUCGCCCAUCGAUUAUCACGUCCUCUGAUCUAACAUUUCCCGUAUCCCCGUCUGAUCUUCCAACUGGAGGUUCCGUCGUGUCUAGUGACGAAACCAGUUAUUCGACCCCUUCACCAGAUGAAUCGCCAGUAGAGUCAUCAGAUGCUCCAACACUGGUUUUGCCACCUGUCACCUCAUCCUCUGAGCCUCCAGUUAUAACAGUUACUGUCCCUCCAAAUGAAACUUCCGACGUUUCUAGUGACGAAACCAGUUAUUCAACCCCUUCACCAGAUGAACCGCCAGCAGAGUCAACUUUUGUAACACAGAGUUCCCCUCUGGUCGUUACAUCCUCAGAGACUCCAGUCGUAACAAUCUCUGAACCAACAACCAUCACGCCAUCUGAAGUUCCCCCUACCUUGUCCACUGAGUCAUCAGUUGAGACUCCAGGCGUGGUCAGCUCUAUCCCACCAAUUGAGUCGUCAAUACCGCCAGCUGAACCGACAACUGUAACAAGCUCUGAGCCAGCAAUUGUUCCACCGAUCGUCGAAACAACAGUUUCAAGUUCAAUUGAGUCUGUGGAAAGCACUGUUAUUUCAGAAGCUCCAUCUCCUGUGACCACUUCAGCAGAAACACCUUCUGAACUGCCGUCAACUGAAGAUACUUCAGUUGAGGUUCCUCCAACAUCCGUGGUUUCCUCACCUAGAGAAACCUUCACAUCGUCAGACACAGCUACUCCAACUAUUAGUCCGCUGCCAUAUUUGACACCUUCAGUAUCUUCACAAGAAACAAGCGAAACGAUUGAAACUUCAACUACCCUCGAAGUGCCGUCACCAGCAACUCCCACUCAACAAGCGUCUUCUUCUACCGUCACCACUCCAAUUGUGGGCACUGAUUCAGUUGUGGGAACUGCACCUAGUCAAGUUCCUUAUCCAGCCGUGGGAUCCACUUCAACCACUCGCACACAGACUUGGAUUCCAACAAGCUUGAUAAUUGCCACAAGUACUCAGCCCUCAGGCACUGCUCGUUCAACUCAGACUGCUAGCGGUUCUAGAGAUGAACCAACGUCGACCUUGCCCAAAGCGAUCUCCCUGAACCCAACAGGCGAGCCAGAAGAGGGAUAUGAGCUGAUUACUGUUGGCUUCAAAGAACCUUUGAAUUAUGCAUUUGUUGUUGGUAACUCCAUGUCUCCAGUACAAAUAUUCGAAUAUCUACCAGGUGUUCUAUGCUAUCCUUAUGAAAGUGAACUGGAUGCCAGCAAGAUUACAGUUUUACAACUGGUCCCUUAUACCAGUCCUGAUGUCUCGUAUAUCAUCACUGUGGCAGAAGUGUACUUCAAGUCAUCUCUCAUUGGGGAUCUGCAAUCAGAAAUCCAUGAUACGUCUAGUUCCCUUUACAGCAACCCCGAUCCGUCGGAGAGAGCACUGGCAAACCUUAUAGAUCCCAGAGUUCCAAUCACGGGGCUCAACCUCGGCUCCACCUCUUCGCAGACUUCAGGAAAUGGUUCUGGUAACUCUGACAAUUCUUCCAAUUCCGAUGGUGAUGGGCUGGACUCCACGGAAUCUCAGGGGUCAUCAAACACAGGUAAGGUAGCCGGAAUUGCAGUGGGGUCCGUAAUGGGGUUCACCCUUUACUUGGGUUCCAUCGCUCUCUUCUACAGGUACAGAAAAAACAAAUCCAAGCUAGCUAGUGAUGAAGCAGCUGUCGGUUCAUCCGAGUCGCCAGAGACAACUCAAAUCUCCAAUGUAUCUUACUCUUCUCCCGGUGCAAUAGUUGUUGGCAGCACGAAUAGCCAUAUUGGCAGCAAUUCUAGCCCUGAAGUGACCAGCUCUACUAUUAGAGGGGAUAGCACUCAUAGCAACCUUCCCAAGAUCAGUGGACCAGUGAGUACUUACAACUCUUUGGGCUGGUAA